Molecule: messenger RNA, 2646 nt
Organism: Paecilomyces variotii
Lineage: Eukaryota; Fungi; Ascomycota; Eurotiomycetes; Eurotiales; Thermoascaceae
Product: Bromodomain-containing protein
Exons: 1
Coding region: 1-2646 (881 amino acids)
Cellular component (GO): NuA4 histone acetyltransferase complex
Molecular function (GO): protein binding
Source: RefSeq, a predicted model, not a curated record
AUGCCUCCGCUGUCGGCCUACACUCCGUUUGAAUCGCUCCUCUUCUUCCAGUCGCUCGCCGCCCUCGACACGCGACCCUCCAAUUUCGCUGCCAUUUCGGAUGUCCUGCGCAACAACACUUUCAUCCGCCAGAAUGGUGCCUUUGACGCGGCCAGACUCACGCCCGAGGCGUUGGAAGAGCUCUACAACACCUUGAUCCACGAGGGACUUGGGGAUGCACCGCUCCCCGAUCAGAACGGCCACCGUCCUGACGGCAGUAUAAGCUCUAAUCCCAAGAAGCGCAAGCUCACCAACCCAACGGAGGGAACAUCGCAUACUACAGUCAUCCCAAAUUUGGUCUCUCAUCUCUACGCCAGAUACAAGGAACGCGUUACGAAAGAGAUCAGAAGUGAAGAGAAGAGAUACAAAGAGAUCAGAGAUGAAAUCGAACGGUUACAGAAGGAGGAGUCCCAAGAGGUUGAUGCGGCCGCCGUGGCGGCUCCCUCGGGUCCGGUGCAGGCGCCCGCAACCGCUGUACAAACCAAAGCUGGACCAACACAGCCAGAGCCUAUGGAUAUAGAUAUUAAGCAGGAAGCCAAACCGGUGCAGCCUGCUACGAUGAAUGCCAACAGACCAGCGGAAGGAGUUAUGACACCGUCGGUGGGAAACCAGACGACAGCGGUAGAGCAAGCUAAAUUACCUAUGCCACAACAACUCCCUACACAGCCUGUUGGGCCACAGCAAGGGAAACCUGCGCAUCCUCAACCUCCGCGUCAAAAUGCCCUGCCCAUGACAACUGCUCUUCCACCCCAGGCAAACCCGAUCAAUGGGAAAGCUCCCUCUGUACCUGCAACACAGCCACCAAACCUUGGCUAUCGAGCGCCUUCUCCGGAUAGACGAGCUGCGAAUGUCGAAGUACCAUUGCAACCGUACCAGAUACCACGGCCUCCAGCCACUCCAGCGGCUGAUGCUGCAAAGGCACACCCACGGCCCGAAGUUGUCAUUCCGACACCGAAGGGAACUGGUCCCGCAGUGACUCCUACGCAGCCUGGUAUCCAACCUGGAAAUGCUGCUGCUCGAAGGACGCUUGCUGCACCUGGGCCUUCCUCCGCUCCUCAACACCUCGUUGCACAGCAGCAAUUCCAGCAAUGGACCCCGCAGCGGGGUUUCCAGACGCAGCACCCUCAGGUCUCUCCCUAUGUCUACUACCCGUAUCCGAACCAGCCUGUACCUGGAGCACCUAUGCCUUCGCCAACGAAUGGCCCUCAGAUUGCACCAGCCGUUGCGGGACGAGGUCAUCAAAGUCCAUACCCUCCGUCUGGACCAAUGACACCAGGAGCUGUGCUUCCGGUCAGCCAGUCUCCUCACCCCGGUCUUGGAGGUCAUGAAACACCUGGCAAGCUGGGCCGGACUCCCUCUUACUCCACUGCACUUGGCAAGCGGCCACCACGCCCGUCAAUUGACACAUCAGGUUCACUUACGCCUUGGAAGAGAUCUCCGCGUCUGAGCAUAUCCAGAUCACCAGGUUCUCCGGUACGACCACGACCCGAGGACGUGAGCCCAAUCAGCGAGAAGGCCCCAUCUCCCUUCGGGAGUCCUGAACCAGCGAGUAGAGGUGCUCAAGAGGAAACGCAGAAGCGACGUAGAAAGGGCAGUCUGCCACCACCUGAGGCCGAGGGUCGGGGAGCACGUUCCAAGGCAGAGCAGAAAGGACGUGCAAGACGAGAUCAAAGCACUGCUUCCACCAGAAGCCGUGGACGAUCAGUGACUUCACGGGAUGAUGAUUCCAUGACCGACUCGGGCUCCGUAACCCGCAAAAUCAAGCAGGAAAUGCCAAGCACUCCUGCAGGCAUUUCGGAGGACACCGAGACUGAGAAUAAAGCAUCCGCCCGGCGUAAAGGCACUGCAGCGCAGCUUGAGGAAGGACUGGCCAAGGGAAGAGCCAAGCGGAAGCGUGGAGCGAGUGAAUCCAUAGAAGCAGAUACCAUCCCUCCAGAGCCUAUUCGCAUGGACACCACGCAGUACGUGUUGUGUACGCGUAAUUUCCCUAGGACUGGUGCUCCCAUCAUGAACGAUGUCACAGCUCACAAGCAUGCCUCCAUCUUCGCCAAGCCACUGACUGAGCGAGACGCUCCGGGGUACAAGGAUCUCAUCUAUCGUCCGCAAGAUCUGAAGUCGAUCAAAUCAGCUAUCCACCAAGGAAGCAAAGCUGUAGCCGCAGCCACAGAAGCUGCCAGCACGCCUGCUGGAGAUGGAGAAUCCCCAGCGCCGGGCGUCACGACUCCGUCCAAGAACACGGUGCUGAUGCUGCAAAAGACAGCAGAUCUAAUUCCACCCAGGGGUAUUGUGAACUCGGCCCAGUUGGAGAAGGAGCUGAUCCGGAUGUUCGCCAACGCUAUCAUGUUCAACCCGACGCCUGAGCGCAGCUUUGGACCAGCCUUCCCCAUGAUCACGGAUAGCAAUUCGAGAGAGAGCACCCAGUUCUCAGAAGCAGAGGAGGGCGGCAUCAUUCAUGAUACCCGUGAGAUGUGCGACGAGGUGGAAAAGGCGGUAACGGGAUGGCGUGCCGCUGAAAGGACAGCAGAGGAGGUGGCAAACAAAAGCAUCCUCACACUAAGACGGGGGAGUGAUGUUAACAUGGAUAGUAGUGACGAGACCAAGGGUUGA